Messenger RNA from Meriones unguiculatus (Mongolian gerbil), 4548 nucleotides. RefSeq names its product transforming growth factor alpha (gene Tgfa). The record is from RefSeq and is a predicted model, not a curated record. The coding region runs from base 369 to 851 and encodes 160 amino acids. NCBI's taxonomy places the organism in Eukaryota, Metazoa, Chordata, Mammalia, Rodentia, Muridae. The transcript is spliced from 6 exons. Gene Ontology annotation, biological process: positive regulation of mitotic nuclear division; epidermal growth factor receptor signaling pathway; positive regulation of cell population proliferation.
GCCGGGCGCUUCCUGCCUGGCCCUUGGCCCAGGGUGGUGACUGGCUGUCGCGAUCGGGGCGCAGGUCCCCGCCCCCGGCUCGCAGUCCCCACCCCUGCGCCUCCGGGGGCGCCCCAUCGCGGGAGGGUGGUCCGCCUCCCCCCCGGCCGCCCAGGGCAGAGAGGCGGCCAGAACCUCCACCUCUUCCCCGCUUCCGCCGCAGGCAGCGCUCGCCGGCCAGGGCCACCGGGAGGCGCGGCCGUCCCUCCGCCCGCGCGCCGGGGGCCGGCCCUGCCGCCUGCGCCUUUUUCCCCGCGCACACGGCGGCGGCGCGCGGCCACUCGCCAACCGCAGGCAGCGCGGUGGCUGCAGCGCCCUGCGCUCGGAAGAUGGUCCCCGCGGCCGGACAGCUCGCUCUGCUAGCGCUGGGUAUCGUGUCAGCUGUGUGCCAGGCUCUGGAAAACAGCACGUCCAUCCUGAGCGCAGACUCACCCGUGGCAGCUGCAGUGGUGUCUCAUUUCAACAAGUGCCCAGAUUCGCACACUCAGUUCUGCUUCCAUGGAACCUGCAGGUUUUUGGUGCAGGAGGAGAAGCCAGCAUGUGUCUGCCACUCUGGGUACGUGGGUGCUCGCUGCGAGCAUGCGGACCUCCUGGCCGUGGUGGCUGCCAGCCAGAAGAAGCAGGCGAUCACUGCCUUGGUGGUGGUCUCCAUUGUGGCCCUGGCUGUCCUCAUUACCACCUGUGUGCUGAUCCACUGCUGCCAGCUCCGCAAACACUGCGAGUGGUGCCGUGCCCUCGUCUGCAGACACGAGAAGCCCAGCGCCCUCCUGAAGGGAAGAACUGCUUGCUGCCACUCUGAGACAGUGGUCUGAAGAUCCCAGAGGAGGAGUUUGGCCAGGCGGCCUCCCAGGCAGCCUGUGACAGCCCAGCCACAGAAAGGCUUCUCAGAACAGCGUCACCCACAGUGUCGGGGCCUGCAGACGUGCUGGCAGAACUCCCCUCUCGGUACACAACCACCUGCUCAGCCUUCUGUCCUCCGAGGGCCUUCAAAACUGCGUGAUAAUGCUGCCUGCUGGGCUUUCUCAGUGCACCCUAAAGAAGAGGCCAGUAGACCAUGUUUUAAAGACAAGUUGAACAAGAACCUGAAAAGGCUGGCCUUCUUGCUAACCCACACCAAGCGUGUGCUUGGAUUGGUGGCUCCUGCCAGCCAUGGGUUCCAGGCUGUUUCUCCUCAAAGGGCCAUCUGCCCCAACAGAAACUUCAUGGUUAAUGUACAAAAUGGACAAGGGGAAACAUCUAUUGUUAUAUGAAGACACUGUGGCCUCCCACAAGCCCUGAUAUCUCCUCAUGCUGUUUCUGGGAUGUGUGUCUUAUUUAUUAGAUGGAUAACGGUUUUAUUUUUCAUCUCUCAAGUCAGCGUCAGGCAUUCACGUUAGUGAUACAUGAACAGCUGUGAAGUUACACCAAAUAGAAACAUCCAGCCACCUUGGUAAGUUAGGGCCGAAGGGAAGGGAGCCUCGCCGGAGCUGCAGAGACAGAACUCAAAAUGCAUUCUGAUGGGAACAAAACGGCUAUUCGGAGGCUGUACCACUUAAGACAGGAAAGUUAGCAAAGUUAGAAAAUCCAGUAGCAGAGAGAGUCCUCCCUGAUGGGGGACAAGAGGACAAGAGAGCCUGUGUGGGCACCUAGGGAGGACGUACAUGCCAACACAUGAUUAAGUGGAUUAACUUCCUCGUGAGUCCAGCUCCAGCAUUAGCAGCAAGCUGUGGGCCAAAUCCAUGAAGGGGACCAGCCCUUUAUUUUCCAUGCUGUUGCCUUGGUUUUUGCUUUAUUUUUAGAAGGAGAAAUUUAACUUUCCUAUUUAUUUUCAAGCAUUUGAGAAAUAUCCCACUGUUUUGUUUUGUUUUUUUACUCCUUUCAGAAUGUUAGCAUUAUUAACAAAAUUGGCUACCAAGCCUCUCCACUCCCCUCAGGAGAAGGAGACCUGCUCCCUGAUCACCCCAGGGUGCUCUGACCCGUUGGACCCACCCUCAUCCCUGCGCUGCUCUGUACUGUCUGGAGAUGCGAUGACAGGAAACACCCAAAGCUGCUUAUUGAGGAGGCCAUCCUUAACUCAGAAGUGAAAAGCCCAACCCCCUCUGCCCUCCGUGGCCUCCAGUUAAUGUGCUGGGAGAAGGGCAUUUGAUAUACCACGUUGGCUUGAAGUUUCUGUCAGAAAGUUUUGCCUACUCCUCAUUCUUCUCCAUUCUACCUUCUUCUAUGAAUUGUUCUCUUCUCGUGUGAUCUAAGCCCUGAUCUGCCCCAGGUCUUAACCCUAGCACUCUGGUCACAAUGCCUGAAGCCCUAAAAGAAGAAGCUGGAUCUGUUCAUUGCUGCCCUUCCUCCAGCUACUUAGCUGACAUGGCUCCAGGCAGACAGCAUCAUUUUCAUUAUUAUUAUUUUGUUUUGGUGUUUUAUUUUGUUUUGUUUUGUUUUGUGAGACAAGGUCUUGCCAGUCUUGAACUCAAGAUCCUCCUGCUUCAGCCUCCUGAGUGCUGGCCGUACCCAGCAGAGUUGUUUGUUUGUUUGUUUGUUUGUUUAUUAAAAUAGGUUAAGUUUGCUUUUCUUGGGUCAUACAUGUGGGUCAAGGCCAAGAGCAGCCUGCUGCUCUGAGACCAAUCAGCCGCGCUGGACUUUACACCUCUACUGGCUCCAGCGCUCUCAGCUGAAGGCCUGGCUCAGGGGGCCAAUACAGAUGGCCGUGCAGGGCUUGUUUUAACUUAGUUCACAGUGUUAGCUUCCGAUGGCAGAUCCUUUCUGAUCAUCUGGCUGCUUUUAAAGAGUUUGAACUGAUAUCAAAAUAUUAAUGGGAACUUCCUACCUAAUGUCCCAUCCUAAAUAUUGUUACCAUCCAAGACUCAGCAGAGGUGGGGAAAAAAUUAGGAUGAAAUCAUGAUGGUGAAGGCAGAGGAUUCUCAGGAGGACCUCAGCUUCAGUGUCUCCACAUUCCUGUUCAAGGCCCAGCCAGUCACAGCAGCCAGUGCCCUGCAGUGCCUGCACACAGACACAGCCAGCUCACAUGGCCCCUACAAGUGCCUUCCCAGCCACCCCCUUUGCGAAACAAUGGAUCUGGAGAAUCAGAAGCUAAACGUAGGUUAAGGCAAGUCUGGUUGGACAUCAUCCUGGCCCCAGCAUACAGCAGCCCUGCUUUGGUGACUUUGAUUUUGGAAGUCAGUCAGAUGCUGUGUCUCUUCUUUGUCAUCUCACAGCAGUUAGUGUACCAACAUCCUCCUGUUCCUGCUGGUCACACUGCCCUCCCUCAGCACCCUCCUGCUGGUCACACUGCACUCCCUCAGCACCCUCCUGCUGGUCACACUGCACUUCCUGGCCCUCUCUUAAUGUUCAGCGCAGCAGUAAAUAGGAGCAUUCCUCAGCAGCCACAUAGGACAGUGGCCAGCACAGCUGUCCCAGUGACUGGGGGAACUAUGGACAUUCCCAUUGAAUGAACUGAAAGUAAUUCUAGGGACGGUUCAAUGGCGCAGUGAGCAAAGGCACUUACCAGCAUCCUGAGAGCCUGAGUUCAACCCCUGGAACCCACAUGGUAGAAGAGAAAACCAAUUUUUCCAGGGUGCCUUCUGUUCUCCACACACAGGGCAUGUGUACACACACACACACAGGGCCAUGUUUACACACACACACACACACAAUCUAAUUUUUAAAAAUAAAAAUGAAUUCUAGAAAGUGACUCCAGUCUGAAAGGUAGAUUCCAGGCGGGCACAUAUGGAACCAAGCCAUGACUCAGUUUGUUGUGUAUCCCAUAAGAAGGUGGGAACUAUAAUCCCAAGAUCCCCUUUCUCAAAAAAGGGGGGGCUACUCAGAACGGUGAGGGAGGAGGCUCUGUCUCUGGGUCCCUGGGGCCAGGUUUCCCAGCGCCUGUGAGCCCCAGGAUAGACCAGCAACAUUCUAAGCCUGCCUGCAGGCCCCAGUUCUGAGUGAGUUCCAAGCUUGUCUCUUCCCCAGGACCGAGAGGAGGCCACACUGGACACCACAUAUGUUUUUGACACAGGGUUUCGCCCUGUAGCCCCGGCCAGCCUUGAACCCAUUAUUCCCCUGCCUCAGCCUCCUCGGUUACGGGUGUGUGCCACCAUACUUGGCUUAUGUUUGUUUUUAAUGUUCCGGUGUCAGGUGUAUUCCCUGAAGCCACUGAUCUAUCUCAAAGACACAGUGUUGUGUGCACACAUGUGACCGUGCGCACACACACAGAGUACUGGAACGCAACUCCUCUCCACGGUGUGAUAAGUUUUUUGUAAGGGACCUGAUGCUGUUUUUAGGGCUCAUCAUUCUGACUUCAGUAUAUGAUGCACUGACGGUUACUAUGUAAUGUUUUAAUUUAUUUUAUGUGGUAAGUUAAUUUUGGUCUCUGUAAUGUAUUAAUGUGAUUAGAAGCUUUUUUCCUUAAUAUCUGAAUUAUACUUAAAGAGUAGCGAGGAAUAUAAGAUACUGUUGUGUUUUUCAGAAAUGUGUAUUGUUACCCAGUUGUAUUGUACCUUGUCUGGAAGGAUGAAGGAAUGAACUCUUUUUUUUCCUAAA